Molecule: messenger RNA, 1219 nt
Organism: Solea solea (common sole)
Lineage: Eukaryota; Metazoa; Chordata; Actinopteri; Pleuronectiformes; Soleidae
Product: centrosomal protein of 55 kDa-like
Exons: 9
Coding region: 92-1174 (360 amino acids)
Biological process (GO): mitotic cytokinesis; regulation of phosphatidylinositol 3-kinase/protein kinase B signal transduction
Source: RefSeq, a predicted model, not a curated record
AACGCAGCACGGUGGCGUUCAUCAGUUUCUCUUCUUUUCUGCUGAAUACGAAUAAACAUUCACCGUAGUGGAUUUCUUGAGAUAUUUUUCAAUGGCAUCGUCCAAAUAUAAGGAUUUAGUCUGGAAAAGGAAAAGGCUAGAUAUGGUUAUUAGCUGCCUGAGGAAGGAGAAUGCCUGCCUGAAAAAGGCCCUGGUCGAGUUAUCUCGUCAACAUUCGAAGCAUCUCAAGCUAGUGCAGAGAUUUAUCUCUCUUCAAACUGUAAGGAUGGAGAACUCUCAGCAGCUGAUGGAUGAACAUAAUAAGACCGCUUCACCACCAGUGCUGAGUAAGAAAGGGCCAAACCUGAUGGAGGGAGUGAAUAAAGACAGGGUAUCUGCUUACGCCAGAGAGAUGGAAGAAAUCAAGAACAAGCUUGUGAGCCUCUCAGCUCGGUGUCAAGAUCUUGAGAACAAAGUUAAAGGAAAGAAGGAGUCGGAUGAACAAGGCUCAAACUACACACAAACAGAGCUUGAAAAUCACCUCAGAGAUGCCUUGGAGAAGAGCAAGCACUUGCUGGAAUACGACCAGCAGAGAGAGGCCUGUGUGAGGGCAGUCAUGGCCAGAAUGUUAUGGCUGGAGAGGCAGCUGAAUGAAGCCAAUCAGGCCCGCUCAAAUCAGGACAAUGAAGACCAUUCAGAUGAGAAAUGGAAAAUGUGCCAGAUGCAGGAGUUUUAUGAAAGACUUCUACAGAAAGCCAAAGAAGAGCUGGACGUGCUCAGGGAGCAGCUCAACCUCUCCAAACAGAAUCUGACAACAGCUCAAAAGUGGGGCAAAGAAAGGGAGAUGGAGGUGGAAGAGCUCAAGCAGCAGCUGCAUGAUCAUUGCUCCGAGUAUGAAGUCAAACAUCUGUCAGAAAAGACCGAAGACCUUGAGUACAGACUGCAUAAAGAGAAGCGUAGGACAGCGACCUUUGAGCUGCAGAUUAAACUCCUUCAGAAGUAUCUGCUUAACUCUCACCGUGGAGACCAGGAAAGGAUUGCAGACCUGGAGGCAAAGCUCUCCAGUCUGAAACCCACCUCCACCAGCAGAAGUGUACUCAAUGAAAGCUUCCUGAAUUGUCCUGGCUGCCUGGCCCAGUACCCUGCCAGUCACUACCAAGACCUGAUCAAACACAUGGAAUUCUGUCUUGAUUGAGCCGAGCCUUAACCUCCCUUGGAUCUGGACCUGUAAGACUGACUC